AUGAAAUUUCAAACAAACCGUUUUCGUGUCAAUAUUGGUAGUAGUCCGGAAGAUACUGUGGAUCUGCGUGAAGAACCCAGCAGCCGCAGGCCUCGUACAUAUCCGCCACCAGCGUGUAAUCGAUGUCGAAAGUACAAGAAGAAGUGCAGCAAAACACUUCCUGCAUGCAAGACAUGUACAGAUGCGGGGCGAAGAUGCUCAUAUUUUAAUUUUGAUUCGAAUAGAGCUCAGUCGACUGAAGUUCUUCAGGCACGAAUCCAGUGGCUCACGGAAUACAUUGAACAUAACAUUCAUCAAAGACCCGAAGAAGGCGCAAAUUCCUCAGCUUCUGCAGGGAAAGAAGGCUUGAAUGUAGAACAAGAUGGGAUUAGCGAUGAUAGUCCAAGGUUUUGGGAGAAGCCUUCGAUCUCCCUGCUGCCUAUGCAGUCGCUACUGAAUGGACCCUCAGACAGGAAUGGAGACCGAAGGAAUGAUGAGAAGAGCCCCAAGACAACAACAAUACACCCCCUGCAUAACAGCCUAUCUCCGGCUACUCGAAGAACUUCUGUGGAAGACGGGCAGGAGCUACCUCUGUCAUGUAUCAAUGCGUACUUUGAUCAUGUUCAUAGAGGCUAUCCCUUUCUUGACAAGCAGCGUGUUGUUCAAGCGCGAGACAGAUAUAUUGGACAAAAUCUGGUUCCAGAGGACGCAGACUCUAUGAUGCUGUACCUGGUCGUUGCUAUUGGCCGUACUACACUUGAACGAUCGGGAAAGCUUCCCCGAACAGACAUAAAUGAAAUUGAGAUGCCAUACCAGACAUUUAUCAGCCACUGUAUUAAGAAGGAGGACUUGGAUUCUGUACGGAUACUACUGCUGCUCUGUCUUUACUCCCUUUUUGACCCUCUGGGCAUCAAGACCUGGACAAUUGUGGGGAUUCUUACUCGCCAGGCAUUAAUACUGGGCCUACCACAGCUGAGGAUUGUGACUGAGAAGACAUCGGAGGCUUUGGAUGAACAUUCAAAUCGGCUCUUCUGGAGCAUCUUCGUCAUCGAUCGCAUGGUUUCGAUAUCUGUUGGACAAGCUCCUGGAUUAGCCGUGCGUGAUCUUCGCGUACCAUUACCUGCUAUAACUGUGGAUGAGUUUGCUUCACCUCAACGGGUCGAGCUUUCAUCUAUGCUUCUAGUCAGCCGACAUGUUAUUCAACUGCGUCGUAUAGAAGGUGAAAUCUUGGAACGUAUCCACCUCAGAGCGCCUACAGAUACUGCUUCCUUAAGUCUUCCCGACAAGGCUGCAAUCAUCUCCAUGCUACGUUACGAGGUUGAUAAAUGGUACAGCGAGGGCUGUCUGAUUGCACAACCGGAAGCAGGCAAUAUACGAAUCCAUGACAGCUUGACCUGGCUCAACGCACGCUAUAACCAAUUGCUGAUGAUGCUUUAUUAUCCUGGACAUUUUAAUCAACCUUACCAGAGUUCUUCGAACGAACUCUUGCUUGACUUCGUACAAAAGAGUAUUGGAUAUAACCACUUCCUCUUUGAGCAACACCAGUUACCGCUCAAUUAUAUCACCCUCUCUAGGAUGGUUCAAAUCUCAUUGUCACUGUGUCAUUGCUUCGCUUAUACAGCCCUAACCUCUUUUCCAGCCAAGGGCGGAAUUGAAAACUGUAUAGAAAUACUAUCAGCCUUUGACAGCAGUUGGCGACAAGCUCACAUAUUGGCAGAAGCGAUGCAUAACUUUCUUCUUCUCAUCACAACGUUUGAAGAUCGCUUUGCAAAUAGUACGGAGAUUGUACAAGUUCCAUGGACUCUCAGGCCAACUGUGGAGCCAACCCUCAAAUCGUGGCUGCUCUCUCUCAGAGAGGAUCUAAUUACCAUUUCGAGAAAUACACUAGGAAAAGAUAAUUGUUUCCAGUUUAUUGAGAGGUGGGAUAUAGGGAUAGCGAAUUCCUAUCCUCCUCUGGAGAUUUUGAACUAGAUGCCUUUGAACUCCUAACAAGAAGUUGUGGUAAUCGAUUAAUUUAUAAUAGUUUUGAUUCAUCAAUAUGUUCCC
Talaromyces stipitatus ATCC 10500 is the source of this 2025-nucleotide messenger RNA. RefSeq lists its product as uncharacterized. Bases 1 to 1950 code for a protein of 649 amino acids. Gene Ontology annotation, biological process: positive regulation of transcription by RNA polymerase II; DNA-templated transcription. The transcript has 2 exons. Lineage: Eukaryota; Fungi; Ascomycota; Eurotiomycetes; Eurotiales; Trichocomaceae. Gene Ontology annotation, molecular function: DNA-binding transcription factor activity, RNA polymerase II-specific; sequence-specific DNA binding; zinc ion binding. The record is from RefSeq and is a predicted model, not a curated record.